AUGGAUCACUACCAAUACGAGUUUGAGCAUGUGAUGGGUAAGGACAACAUAGCUGACGCGGCUUCAAGGAUUGGUGGUAAAAGAGAAGAUCAACUAUUCGAUAACGGCGAAGAGCUGCAUGAAAUUUGCGCUGUAACAGCCGACACGAAGGAAAUCAACAGUCAGUUGCUGGCAUUGACGAAUGUACAGGUUAGAGAGGAGUUUGCUAAGGACAAUGAACUUCAGGAAGUCGCUCAGUGGCUGAAUGAACUGAAGAGAUGGCCCAGCAACAUUGCCAAGUACCAAGCUUUUCAGCAAGAUCUGUACAUGCAAGAUGGACUACUUAUGAAACGAGAAAAGAUAGUGUUACCAACUGAAUUACAUAGUCGUGCUCUGUCAUUGGCACACCGUAGUCAUCCAGGAAUGUCUACGAUGAAACAUUUCCUAAGGCAAGGACUCUGGUGGAUGGGUAUGGAUCGUAUGGUUGAGGAGUUCGUAGCGAGCUGCCCAGAAUGCCAAUUGGUUACUAAAACAAGCAAACCGCUUCCGAUCAAGAUGACUGAGCUACCGAAGAAUCCGUGGGAGUAUGUGUCUAUGGACUUCGCAUCGGCAUCAGAUUCCCACAAUUGGAAGGCACUGGUGCUGACUGAUAACUAUUCCCGGUUCCUCGUAGCUAUACCGAUGGACAAAACCGAUACUGAUGCCGUAAAGAGAGUACUCAGGAGAAUUUUCAAUACUUACUACGUCCCAAAAACCUUGAAGUCUGACAAUGGGCCGCCUUUCAACAGCACAGAGCUUAAAGAGUGGCUGAAAGACCAUUGGGGUGUGAAACUGAUCCACACUACACCAUUGAACCCGACUGAAAAUGGCCUUGUUGAAAGAAGCAUGCAAGGCAUAAAUAAAAUAACGGCUAUUGCACAUCUUCGGAAGGAUAACUGGAAGGAGGCACUUGCUGAUUACGUGGUGGCGUAUAACUCGUGGCCCCAUCAUGUCACCAAAAUACCACCGGCCGAGCUAAUGUUUGGAAGACCAGUAAGAGGUUUGCUACCAGAUAUACGGGCUGAUCAUCAGCAAAUGGAUGAUGACGAAUUACGCGAACGUGAUCGAAUAGCUAAGUUUGGCCGGAAUAUUCGAGAAGACAUUCGCCGAGGAGCUCAUGAUCUACAGAUAAGUGUUGGAGAUACAGUUCUUGUAGCCCACCAGAAGCGUGAUAAAGCAGAGGCAGUGUACAAGAAUGUGCUACAUAAGGUAGUUAAAAUAACUGGAGAAGGUCGAGCUACACUGGAAGAUAUGACGACGAACAAAACAUUUGAUAGGAACGUUAAGCAUUUGAAGAGAUUCAUGGAAAGACCCCCAGCAAAGGAAGUAGUAGAUAAUGUCAAGGGUAAAGUAUGA
Molecule: messenger RNA, 1374 nt
Organism: Aedes aegypti (yellow fever mosquito)
Lineage: Eukaryota; Metazoa; Arthropoda; Insecta; Diptera; Culicidae
Exons: 1
Coding region: 1-1374 (457 amino acids)
Biological process (GO): DNA integration
Molecular function (GO): nucleic acid binding
Source: RefSeq, a predicted model, not a curated record